UAUAUUAGAAAGUAUUUUUCUUAACUGAAACAAAGAAAAACAAAUAUCAAAUUGAUAAUAAUAUAUUGUGAUAUUUUCAGUCGAGGGUAAUGCGAGUCACCACUGACGAGCGUUAUUUAUUAAUUAAGAAUAUCUUUUUUUGUUGAUGGGUUAUCAUUAAUAAUAUUAUUUAUAAAUGAAUCAUAUAAGAAAUUUUAAGAUUUAUGUUAAACAUAGUGUCAAAGAAAUAUUUCUAUAUAGUUUCUCCAAUCUUCUUCAAAUAUAUAUUUCUGAUUAAGAUUAUUUUUAAUAAAAAAAGAAAACGUGAUCAAAGAGAACAUUUAAUCAUAUCAAUCAUUUCAUAUUAAAUAUGUUCAAUUUUCAUGACUUUGCUGUAAAUCAUAUAUUUGCAUUUAAAUUAGAUUUCUUAAUCCAAUAAACACAUAAAUAUCAAAGAAAUCAUAAAUGAGUUUCAUUAAUUUCAAACGACGUAUAAAUAUCAUUGUCUAACAAAUCCUAGUAAUUGAAGUAUACGUUGAUGAACAACCAUUCUGAUAUGAUUUUUGUAUCAAUCCUGAUGAUUAUUAGUAAUGGAAUAUCAGGUAAUCAUUUCUUAUUUGAAAUUAUUUAUAAAUCAAUUCAAACUCAUGAUUAAACUAAAGCGAGAAGAGAAAAUCAAAUAAUUUUACAUUUCUUUAAUAUUAUUCACAAACUUUUAUUUUUUUCCUUUUGAUUGUAGUUCUUUCAUUUAAUCAACCAAAACUUUGUCCAACAGCAAAAUGGAAUACUGCUGAAUCUCAAUUUGCUAUUCGAAAAACAGAUAAUUUCAGAUCGCCCAUUCUGUUUAUUGAUAAAAAGAGUACAAUUUACGCUCAUACUGGGGAGGAUGGUGAAAUUCUAGUUUGGUCCAAGGAUUCUGCACGUCCAACAUCGGUGAUUAGUUAUCAAUCGGAGUUCACACCAACUUCUCUAUAUGUGAGUGACAACGGUAAUAUUUAUCUUAGUACUGUGCAUCAAGGAAUUCUUAAAUGGAUAGCAAGUAACAAUAGCUUUGUCCGUUUUAUGGAUACUGCAGAUAUAUGUUAUCAAUUUUUUAUCGAUCUCAGUAACAAUUUUUAUUGUUCAGUGUGGUAUAAGAAUAGAGUUGAAAAAAUAUCACAAAAUGAGAACGGCACAGUAAAGACGACAAUCGUCGCUGGUACAGGAAGUAGCGGUUCGGGCGAGAAUCAGCUCCAUAGUCCUAAGGGAAUCUUUGUGGAUACAAACUUUGAUUUAUAUGUAGCAGAUUCUGGCAACCAUCGAAUUCAAUUGUUUCAAUUCGGUGAAGGAAAGGGAAAGACAGUAGCAGGAGAAUUCUCAUUUGAAAUCACAAUUUUACUGCAUUCCCCCUAUUCAGUUGCACUCGAUUCUGAAAGAUAUCUUUUUAUUGUGGAUUCGGGAUUUGAUCGUAUAAUCGGAUCAGGACCAAAUGGUUUUCGAUGUUUACUUGGAUGCAAUCAGAAAAAAGUACAAUUCAGUCAAUUGGAACAACCAAGUUUGUUUCAUUUUGAUGUAAAUGGAAACUUAUUUGUUUACGAUCGAGACGAUACACGAAUACAAAAAUUUUAUUUGGAAAAAGAUUCUUGUGGAAAUGUUCCAUCUAUAAUUCAAGCAAACUAUUCAUCUACCUUAACACACAGUCAUGAAAUGUUUUCACGUAGAUUAAAUGAUUUUAAUCCAGCUUAUUACUAUGAAACCAUACAAGUAACUAUCAGUAAGAACGACUUUUAUAUUCUAACUGGCAACAGUAGUAUCGAGCUCUAUGGCUUUGUAUACAAAGAUCAUUUUCCUCGAUUUGAUCUUCCAAAAAAUUUAAUUGCAUCGUACGGUAAACCUGACAAUAAAGAUCAAUUUAAAUUUACACUUGAACUUCAAAUGAACACUAAAUAUAUAUUAGUAGUAACAACAUAUUAUCCAAAUGUGACAGGUCCAUUCUCAGUCACUAUAUUUGGUUCAAAUAGAGUUGAUCUUCAACGCAUUGAAGAUGAUAAACCUUGUCAUAUUAAUCGUGAUAUAAUUACCGUUCAACUUAUGACUAAUACUCGGUAUAUAUUGGUUGUAACAACAUGUACUACCAGUGACCCAGUAGAUUUUUACGUAGAUGUAUUUGGUAGAGGUGAUGUUAGUUUUAAACGUGUUGAUUCUUCACCUGUUUUUUAUGUUAAAUACCCGUCAAACUUAACAAACAAUAGUCAAAGGUAUCCUAAAGAUUGCAACUACUUGGAUUAUUAUUAUUAUGAAACUAUUCGAAUAACGGCAUCUAGAGACGGAUAUUAUGCUUUUUCAACUGAUGAACAUGAAACAACGGACGCAUUUAUGUAUGAGAAUCAAUUCGAUCCGUUGAAUUCACGUGAAAAACAAUUGACUUCAAUCAGGCAUCAUGAAUGUUGGGAUGCAUCUCGCCUUGAUUUCACAGCUAAGAUUCAAGCUAAUACAAUGUAUAUAUUAGUUAUAACAACUCAUAAACCACUGACGCCAACUAACUUUUCAAUCUUAAUAUAUGGUUCAGAGAAUUUUACUUUUGAACGCUUUAUUGAUAAUUCAACGUAUUGUUAUAUUGGUGGUCCAUGUAAUACUGAAGUUAAGAGUAUUGGCUUAACUCUUGAUGAUAUUUUACGUCCUACAGUGAACAAAAAUAUGACAAUAAAUGAUCAAUCAUUCGGUAUUAAGAUGAGUGCUGCUAUAACAAUCAUUAUGUUUGUUACGGGUAUUAUCAAUUGUAUUUGUUCAAUUAUAACUUUUCAAAAUGAAACUUUACGAAAAGUCGGAUGUGGAUUAUAUCUUUUGGCAUCAUCCAUCAUUUCCUUUUUGACAAUUACAAUGUUUACAAUUAAAUUUUGGUUUGUUCUUCUUACACAAAUGAAUAUAUACACUCAUUUAUCAAUUCACCGAGGUGGUUGUAAAUCAAUUGAAACUCUUCUAAAACUUUUCUUCUAUUGGGAUGCUUGGCUAAAUGCAUGUGUUGCAAUUGAACGUGGAUUUAAUGUUUAUAAAGGAGUCAAUUUUAAUAAAGAGAAAAGUAAACGUUAUGCACGAUGGAUAUUAUUGUUCUUGCCUUUUGUCAUCAUGGUCUCAAUCAUUCAUGAACCUAUAUAUCGUCAAGUCGUUGAUUAUAAAAGAAAGGAGAAAAAAAGAUACCACGAAUUGUAUGACAACUCAGAAGAGUUCUUAAUAAGCAGAGAUAUAUGGUGUCAAACUUCAUAUUCUCAAUCAGUUCGAGAUUAUAACACAUUCAUUCUACUUGUUCACCUUCUUGGUCCAUUCAUUGCUAAUCUUGUUUCUGCUUUAUUUAUUAUUAUUGGAAGUGCUCGACGACGAACAGAUGCUCGAGAACAACAAACAUUUCAAGAACAUAUUCGUGAACAAUGGAAAGAACAUAAACAUCUUGUUAUUAGUCCAACUAUUUUAUUUGUUCUAACAACACCACGUUUGGUUAUUUCGUUAUUACCAACAUGUUUUGAAAUAUUUGACUAUAAAUGGUUAUAUCUUUCUGCUUAUUUUAUUUCAUUUUUACCGUCAAUACUUAUCUUUAUUAUAUUUGUUAUUCCAUCAACUUUGUAUCGAAAUACUUUCAAAGAAUCAAUCGUACGAAUCUGUGGAAAACAACGAUUAUCUAUCGCAUGGGUAAGUCCUGAUGAAUAUUUUCAUCGAGAUAAUCCACCAACAGCUGAUGCUAACGAUGAGUCCAAUUAA
This is a messenger RNA of Adineta ricciae, 3711 nucleotides long. The record is from the annotation of a GenBank genome assembly. Lineage: Eukaryota; Metazoa; Rotifera; Eurotatoria; Adinetida; Adinetidae.